AUGAAUGUGAUCCAAGCGAAGACGGAAUCUUUCGAUGAAGCAGUGCAAAGGAAUGUCAGGGACGCUCUGAAUGAAGACGUUGGAAUCUGCGACUGGACUUCGCUUUUGGCCCCAGCUAACCAGAGAGCUGUUGCUCGGGUGAUUUCCCGAGACGAAGAAACCGUGAUUUGCGGUGUACGAUGGUUCGACAACGUUGUUCGAAGUGUGGACGACACGGCUGGGGUUCAUUGGAUGGUGGAGGAAGGAAAUGUUGCCAAAAGUGGGGAUGUGGUGUGCGAAGUUACGGGCGACUCGAGGAAACUGCUCACGGCAGAAAGGGCGGCCCUGAAUUUCUUGCAGCUUCUGUCUGGCAUUGCGACGAACGUGAGGCGACACGUCGAAGUUGUCAAGGGACGCUGUCAAAUUUUGGAUACGAGAAAAACCUUGCCUGGUCUGAGGUUAGCACAGAAAUACGCAGUGAAGGUUGGUGGAGGAUCAAAUCAGCGUCUCGGUUUGUAUGACGGAAUUCUUAUCAAGGAGAAUCACAUCAUGGCGGCGGGUAGUGUGACGCGUGUUAUUCAAAAUGCGCGGGAGCUUAAUUCGGGCGUUAAUAUUCAAAUAGAAGUAGAAACUAUCGACCAAUUGAAGGAAGCGUUGGAAGCGGGUGUAAAGUCUAUUUUGUUGGACAAUUUCGAUACGAGUUCCAUGCGAGAGGCUGUGAAAGUGAACUGUGGUCGCGCGUUGCUCGAAGUGUCUGGCGGAGUUGAUUUUGAAAGCCUAAGUGAAAUCGCAGACACAGGCGUUGACCGCGUUUCGAUUGGAAAACUAACUAAUGUGAAAAAUGAUGGUGAUGGCGGUGAUGUCAACCCACAAGAUUACUCAGCUUUGCUGGAGAGUGGAUUCAAAAUGCUGGUGGAUCAGUUUGCACUUCAACAGGAAAGAGAUCAAGAUCUGAUUCUUUCACCUGAAAUUUUGAAUAAGCUGUCCAAUAUUGUGCAAGAAAAUUCCAAGCGGAUGAUGAAACCAUCAGAUAGGCGUUGUGAAGAAAGGGAUGGAAGUGACAUCGAGGGCAACAUGGUUUGGAAUCGCAUUCGCACAGCUAAACUCAUUGACAGAGCGGUGAACAAAUUACUGCCUGGUGUCACGUCGCAUGAAGUGGAGUUCGACCCCUCCACGAAAGCGAAGGGUGUUCUGGAAGCAGUUCCGGCGCAGGAAAGAGCGCGUCUAUUCGUGCGUUCGCAAGCUUUAGAGUAUAAGGAAGAUCGGGGCCUAAGCGGGCCAUUUGAAGAUAAUCAUGAGGAUCCCGUGGAGAAUGCCUGCAAAAUUGAGUGGUUCUCGCUCCCGAAGGGGUUCCAGCUUGAUAUGGGCAAAGCUGAACCAUACCCUGGACUCAAAAUCGAGCUGGGGGACCCCGUCAAGUGCGGCUGUGACCGUGCUACUCUUUCGGCGUGGAACAAGCGUCAAAUGUUCUUUAAGAUCAUCGAGAACGUCACGGUGGAUUUAUUGCGGCUGACUGAAUUUCUGGGUGUCCUCUCUGAAGAACUCAAAGCCGAGCUUCGGGCCGACUCUUCGGACUUGAAAUUUAGCCUGAAAGACGCCGUCCAAGACAUCAGCGAUGUCUCUGAUAUGCUCUCCAAUCGGAGCGAGGCACUCUUUUACAUCACUUGUCAACAUUCCCGGGAGUGCGUUCUGCAGGCGUCUGGCAUGAAGGGGUUUCCGAAGAACUAUCUUCGUCUGUCGCAUGCCUCGAAAAUUUUAUUCGAACCCGGGGUAACUGAUUUGAUGAACAAGUUGAUUCGGACGGGCAAGAAGCACAUCCCGAAGCGAGAAGGAGGCUAUGCUCCCCGUGGUGGCGGUGUCGCCCGUGGAGGGUAUCGGGGAAAUUUUGCGGGUGACCAGGGAAAUGGAAAUGUCAGUGGGGGCUAUGGCGCCUUUGUCGCGACGGACCAACGCGCCAUGCAUCAGGAUGUUGUGCUUCGUUUAUCCUCAUACGUGUUCGAGAUAGAUGUUUCCAGGAAAACGGCAGACUUCACACAUGCUCAUUUCUUAUGCGUUUUACUAUUUAUCGAUGGGGAAUGUUCACAUUUUCCUUACGUACCCGAUUAUUUAUCCAGUCCAGGAAAACGAGGAUUCUGUUCACUGGCAAGAGCUGGCGAUUUCCGAGUGAUGGCGGGAACCGAGGAUAAGCAUGCAACCGAAGAAGAAAAAAGCGUUGAGUCGGUUGAAGACCUAGGUUUUCUUCAGAAUUUGGAAAAUGAAGAUCCACUUGGAAGCGACAAACCGGAGAAGCAAGUAGAAGAUGAAUCCGUUCGGUCCUUGGUGAAUGAAGUUAUUUACAGCGGUGCGCAGAAAGCCAUUAAUGUGCAGUCAUUAGACGAGAACUUCUUGCUGUCGGAAGAUGCUAUAGAAAGCGUACGCAAGCUUCUGGCCGAAGACUACAGAAGAAAGAAGGCCCAGAAGGAAGCUGCAAGUGCGCAGGAUUCCAAGAAUAGUUCGUCGAAUGAAAGAAUUUGGAAUCGCGCUCGAAGUGCGAAAAUGGUUGAGCGGGCUGUCGAGAAACGCCUGCCUGGUGUUCAGCAAAAAACAAUUAUUGAUGGGGAAAUUACUCAUUGUGGCAUCGUAGUUUCUGUGCCUAGAGUUGAGGACGCGAAAAGAUAUAUGAAAGCUCAAGCGCUUUCGUAUGAUGCGUCACGUCCACUUAAUGGCCCUUUCCCGGACGAUAAAAUGGAUGAUCCUGUAGAACUAGCGUGUCACUUGAACUGGUUUUCCCUGCCCAAGGGCUACCAACUGGACUUCGGCAAAGCGGAAACACAGCCCUUUGAAUUCAGGCUUGGUGAUCCGGUAAAGUGUGGUUGCAGUAAUAAGACCAUCGUGGCCUGGAAGACGCGGGAAUUGUUCAUGAGAAUUUUUGAGCAAUUGGCGCUGGACAUUUCAAGAUUAAGUGAAAUACAGGCUUUACUCACAGAAGAAAUCGAAGCCGAAAUGAAGAUAGGUGCCGAGGAUUUGAAGUCUCGACUGACUGCGGCUGUCAAAGACAUUGGAGAUGUAUCUUCAAUGAUGUGCAAUCGCGCUGAAGGUCUAUUCUAUUUGACCUGUCAGCAAAGCCGAGAAGCAGGUUUGAAAUUGUCUGGCCUCAAAGGGUUUAGCAAGAAUUAUUUGCGUCUCGCGCACGGCAGUAAGGUGCUAUUUGAACCUGGGAUAACAGACAAGAUGAACAUCUUGGUGCACCAGGGGGAAAAGAAGAUCCCCGAAAAUACACGGCGUGGUUUUUGAAUAGAUGGAAUCUUGGGAUCCCUGUGAAAGAGGGAUUUUUCCAUCAUCGUUGCAUUUUGUUGAUUUCUGAAGGAAUAUUUCAUCUGGUCUUUCCAGGCUUGUUGAUAUGUGCUGCGCACAGAACUUUUGCAGAAGGGAAAUAAUUUUUUCGCUGAAAAUUUGCUCUGCUGAUUCGUGAAGGCUUUAUUCUGAAUUUGUUGGAAUGGAAGAAAAGGGUAAAAUUCAGCGGUAUUUUAAUAAUAUGAGAUAAGAUGCAAAUUUGCUGAGCCGGGAGAGAAAUUAAGUCCUCUGAAACGAGAUUUGGGUUUUCCAAUUAUAUCCAUCCUGGUGAUUUGAAUAAUCAGCAUUAAGGCACCUUCUACCCAAUGUUCUUCAGAAACAUUUUUCGGAAUGAAAGUCGCAGUAGGGAGAUGGUUUUUGUGAGGGAAGAUCAUCAUGUGAUGUGUGAAGUUUUCGUUUUAAAUUUGUUCGAAUGAAAAAAGCAGGAGAAAGCAUUGCGUGCGUUUUAUUUUGAACGCUUGAACAAAGGUAAUCCCGGAUUUACAAGCGAGUCGUGAUCCGGGUUGAAAAUUAAUUCCAUCGUCUGAUUAUGAUUUGUUGAAACAUUUCUUGUUGAAUUCUUUCGGAUUUUCAAUUGUUCCCCGAAACGGAGUCCCGACAAAGCUUUUUCUCCGCGAAAUUUACAUCACUUGAUUGUGUAAACCUUUUUCAAUUUGUUUAAUAGACGGAAAGCGGCAAAGCAAGUAUUCUAGACGCAUUUCUAGAAAGCGUUUGUUAAAAAAAUAUAUAUUCUUCCAUUUUUUGGUCCAUGGGAAGGAGUGAUUUCAACAUCAUCCACGCACAUUCAUUAUCCUGAUCAAUAAUUUCAUGAGAAAAUGUCUGGCGUUUGUCAAGGUUUACUUUCCUUGGAAAGAAGAUGAAUUUGAUUGGGAAAAUUUUGUUGAUCCUGAUUCUUGGUUUUGUUCUUCAUUUGAAAGCGCGUUCUUAUUUCGGCCAUAAAUUUCAUUCUUGUUUUCCAUGCGGUCAAAAUUUUCGGUUGAGAAAAUUUAGAAAAGCCAAGCUAAUCUAAUCCAACUCGUCGAUGAAUCUUCUUCGGCUAGAAUUCUUUUCAUCAGUGCC
This is a messenger RNA of Notodromas monacha, 4371 nucleotides long. Lineage: Eukaryota; Metazoa; Arthropoda; Ostracoda; Podocopida; Cyprididae. The record is from the annotation of a GenBank genome assembly.